Hansenula ciferrii is the source of this 834-nucleotide messenger RNA. RefSeq lists its product as uncharacterized. NCBI's taxonomy places the organism in Eukaryota, Fungi, Ascomycota, Saccharomycetes, Phaffomycetales, Wickerhamomycetaceae. The record is from RefSeq and is a predicted model, not a curated record. Bases 1 to 834 code for a protein of 277 amino acids. The transcript has a single exon.
AUGGGAGACUCCCCAAGGUCAGAUCGGAGCCUCAAUGGUAAUAUACGAUUGACCAAAAAUCGUGAAAGAAUUUUGGAAUUACACAAAAGACUUCAUAAUAAACAAACUCAAGAAGCUCUAUUAGAUACUGAAUUUCAACCCGUUCAAGAAUCACAGCAUCACGCAAAACCUACCAGAAUACGAAGAGCUGAUGUCAAGAAAUACCUCGGUGAACCAUUACCUUUGCCAUAUUUGACCAGUCCCAGAGAUAUCGAGAAAAAGAACGAAGAGAAAACAUUGAACAAUAGUCAAAACAAAACGUCACAUCAAAGGAAUACAAUCAAUAGAUUAAAAUAUCCAUUGGGUCAAAACUUAAGCCACGACGCUGAUACCGAUAUUUACAAGGAAAAAUUGAGAAAGUCACUGAAAACAUUUCAAAGAGAUCAAGCAGAAAAGAAGCUCGUUGAUCGCGUUGUACAGACUGAUGAUAUCUUAAAUGAGCCUCACACACCAAAAUCCUUUAGAUUUCCAACCUCCAGUGGUGAUAUGAGCCCUAAAUCUUAUAAUAAUACUGCAGAUGGGAUGAAACUUGAAAAUUCUUUUGAGAAAGAUAUGUUAUUAAAUGGAUUCAAACUUCGAGAUUCAUCAUUCACACCUGAUAAUUUUCCAAAACCACUAACAAAAUUAAAGCCACCGCUUGAAGUCACAUCAGAUUAUGUACAUGGUCCGUCUUCACGCAAAUCCAACAACAGAAAGGAAAUACAUUUGAAUUGCAGGUCAAUCUUAGGUAGUCCAAUAACUUUAUUCAUUUUGAUAAUGAUAUUAUACAUCUACUUUCAAAAAUUCAUAUUCUAG